CAAACAACAUUGUUAGUGCAAUGCGAAUCGCAAACACUUGAGCUUCCUUAAUCCUUGUGCUUGAUAAAACCCAGUGAUCUGAAUACAUUACAUCGAUCUAGCUACAACAACUUCCCUCGACCCCUUUCAUUCUUUUCUCAUCAUCUGCUGCACUUGAUUUUUCAAUCAUGGCUGCAAAACUUGAAGGUGGGGCUUAUCUCUCUUCUUUUGUUGAUGCUGUUUUGGAGAAGCUGUCUCCAAUACUUGAAGAUGAUGACUUUGUUCUCGAAGAAAAGGACUCUGCCCUGGAGUUGCUUGGAAGGUUGGAGAGAAGUCUAUAUGAUGUUGGAUCAGUGCUUGAUGAUGCUGAGCUGAAGCAGUUCAGUGACAAGAAAGUGAAGAAGUGGCUCGUUGAUCUCCAAGAUGCUUUGUAUAAGGCUGAUGACUUGCUGGAUGAACUCUCCACUAAAUCCGCCACUGCCACUCAAAGAGAUCCAGGUAACUCUUCUCCCUGGUCUCACUAUGUUGAUUCAUGUAUUGAAGAUAGUGCCAUCAAUGUCAUGGAAAAAACAGUUACCACACUAGAGUCUGUGGUAAGACGAAAAGGUUAUCUUCGUCUUCUUCCGAAGGAGAGUGCCAAGAUGGACAUCUCGUCAUGGAGAAUUCCAUCCACAUCUCUUGUUGUAAGUUCUGACAUAUUUGGUCGGGACAAAGAUAAGGAGAACAUAAUCAAAUUGCUGUUAGAUGAUACCUGCGAUGUUGAGUCACCUUUGACUGUGAUCCCCAUCGUUGGUAUGGGCGGAAUAGGCAAAACUACUUUGGCUCAACUGGUUUACAGUGAUGCCAAAGUCGUGGGAAAAUUUGACACUAGAGCAUGGGUGUGUGUUGCUGAAAAUCCUGACCCUGUUAAUGUUACAAAGACAAUAAUAGGGGCAAUAGAUUCUUGUCCGGGUAACAUGGAAAAGUUUGAUUCACUUCGGAAUAAUUUGAAGGAAACGGAUAAUUUUGAUUCACUUCAGACUAAUUUGAAAGAAAAGUUGACAGGAAAGACAUUCUUAGUUGUCUUAGAUGAUGUCUGGCAUGAUCGACGUGACAUGUGGGAGGAUUUUUUAAAACCUUUUCGUUUUGGGGAUAAUGGAAGUAAGAUUCUUCUAACAACCCGUAAUGAAAAUGUUGCUUCUGUGUUCACGGCUAGUAAUUUACAUUAUCGACUUAGUUUAUUGUUGAUUGAAGAUUGUUGGUCGAUGUUUUUGAAGCAUUCAUCUAUUUCUACUAAUUCUAAACAAUAUGCAACUCUAGAACAAAUUGGUAGAAAAAUUGUUGAAAAAUGUAAGGGGUUACCUUUGGCUGUGAAGACACUUGGGGGUUUAUUGCGUAAUAAGUUAAAUAAAGGAGAUUGGGAAAAUAUACUUGAAAGUGAAAUGUGGGAACUCUCGGAAGAUGACAGUAAGAUUACUCCUGCAUUAAGAGUUAGUUAUCACUAUCUUCCUUCCUAUUUGAAGCGGUGUUUUGUUUAUUGCUCAUUAUAUCCUGAGGAUUAUGAAUUUGACAAAGACGAAUUAAUUUUGCUAUGGAUUGCUGAAGAUCUUUUACAACCAAAGGAAAACAACACAUUAGAAAAAAUUGGUUGUGCAUAUUUUGAUGAAUUAGUUGCAAGAUCAUUCUUUCAACCUUCUAGUGCUAGUAGAAAGUUAUUUGUAAUGCAUGAUCUCAUGCAUGAUCUAGCAAAGUUUUUUGCUGGAAAAUUCUAUUUCAAUCUCAAAGAAUUUGGCAAUCGGCACAUGAUAGAUAGCAAAAUUCGACAUUUGUCAUAUUCCACAACAUAUGAGGAUAACUUCAAGUUAUUUCGUGAGGACUUUAAUGGAACAACACACAUGAGAACAUUUUUAAAUUUUCCUUUGUUUCGCUUUCAAGCAUCAAUUACUAUGGAAAGCGAGUUUUGGCUCUUGGGACAACAAUCGGAGUGUUUAAGAGUUUUGUCAUUUAAAUACAUUUUUCUAAAAUCAUUACCUGAUUCGGUAGGUGAAUUGAUUUAUUUGCGUUAUUUGAAUUUAUCUUUCACACUUAUCGAGACAUUGUCCGAGUCAAUAAGUAAAUUAUACAAUCUCCAAACUUUGAAGUUGAGAAAAUGUUUAAGGCUAAAGAUGCUUCCGAGCUGCAUGCAAGAUCUUGUGAACCUUUGCCACCUUGAUAUUCGAGGUGCUUCUCGUCUGAAAGAGAUGCCGAAGGGAAUGAGCAAGUUAAAGAAUCUAAACUUCUUAAGUGAUUAUAUCGUCAGUGAGCAAGAAGAGAAUGGGAUGCGAGAAUUGGGAACAUUGGACAAUCUUCAUGGCUCAUUUUGCAUUUCCAAGUUGGAGAAAGUCAAGAAUAGUGGUGAAGCUUUGGAGGCAAAGAUGGGUAACAAAAAGCACAUCAACACUUUAAAACUGAAAUGGGUUCCAGAUGGUGACAUUGAUGAUAUUGGAAUCGAAAGAGAUAUACUUGACAAGUUGCAACCUCAUGAAAACUUGAAUAAGUUAUCAAUUAAGGGUUAUCCGGGUGAAGGACUCCCAGAUUGUUAUGCUCUUUACAGCAUUUGGAGUUUUCUGAUCUUGAUGGGUUGGAGAAGAUUGAUUUAG
Messenger RNA from Arachis duranensis, 2597 nucleotides. RefSeq names its product putative disease resistance RPP13-like protein 1. Gene Ontology annotation, biological process: defense response to other organism. The transcript is spliced from 2 exons. The record is from RefSeq and is a predicted model, not a curated record. Lineage: Eukaryota; Viridiplantae; Streptophyta; Magnoliopsida; Fabales; Fabaceae. Gene Ontology annotation, molecular function: ADP binding. Bases 168 to 2597 code for a protein of 809 amino acids.